Molecule: messenger RNA, 2529 nt
Organism: Rhagoletis pomonella (apple maggot)
Lineage: Eukaryota; Metazoa; Arthropoda; Insecta; Diptera; Tephritidae
Gene: wdp
Product: protein windpipe
Exons: 1
Coding region: 110-2311 (733 amino acids)
Molecular function (GO): protein binding
Source: RefSeq, a predicted model, not a curated record
GCUCCCUCCUUAUAAUCAACUGCCGCACCUAUCUAGUCUUGAGCUAAAGCAUCCAAACAGAAGCGCUCCCUUGCACUCUCCCACACACACAUAUAUAGACGCACUGAAAAUGCCGCUGGUACUCACACAUCCACGUACGAGGCAACUGCCCAUACUCUGCGCUUCGUCGUUGCUACUCCUCUGCGCACUACUCGUUCAGGGCUCACCCACACCCAACACAGAAGCGUCCAGUACUGUUAAUCAUACAACAGCCGACAGCAAUAACUACAACUGCCCUGCAGACUGUGAAUGCGUACUGGCGCAGCAUACACACUCGCCUUUCCUGCACGCCAAAUGUUCCAGCUUGGAGGGUUUGCGUUCCUACGAAGCCAAAGAAGAUUCACUGCCCAUACAUUCGCUGGAUCUGUCAUAUUUGAAUUUGAAACGGUUGUCACAUCCGCUGGAGAAACUGCCCGAUGUGACAUCAAUUGAUCUGUCACACAAUGAGCUGCACGAAAUUGGUCACCUUGGACGACGCAUUAAGAAGUUGAACCUCAAGCACAACCGCAUUACAUCGAGCAAGUUGGCUAAGUUGCCAGCACAUUUGCAGGUUUUGAAUCUGCAACAUAAUGACAUCACCAGCCUGCCACUGGAAUUUACACGGCUUUCGAAUUUGGUGACACUCGAGUUGAGCCACAACCAGAUCAACUGCUCUUGCGAAACUCUGGAGGUGCGCAACUGGCUUCAGGAGCGUCAUGUGUUCAUGGAACACGCCGUCACAUGUACGUAUCCGACCGAGGCUAAAGGCAAGCCAUGGUUGCAGGUCAAACAGUCGGACAUUUGUGCGCACGAAAAAAACGGUCGUGACGAGGAAGACAAUGAACUGAUGAUGGGCGACCAGCCGAUCGAGGGCUCGGGCGAUCUGGACGAUGAAGAUGAGUUGGGAAAGGCAUUUAUACCCAUCGAUAAGGCGAGCACAGCCAAGACGAGCUCGGUACAAUUGGACACAGUUGAAGGCUCCGGCGAUUUGAGUGACAUAAAUGCGCCAGUCAAUUUAGCUAUGACAACUGUUGUGCCUGAUAUAGAGGACUCGGAAGAACAUUCUACAACUGAUGCGCCACAUCUAGCGAUUGAGCAGGCGGAAGAAGAGGAAGAUGGUUCUGGUAGCGGUGCUGGUCCAUUGAUAAUACCCAACAUAGCACGCGGUCCUCUCUUUACCGAUGAUUUCGAGGCACCCGAUGAGGAUGACACCGAUGACGCUUUCGACAACAAACCCGUUGAACAACCCGCACCAGAAGAGGAUGUGGAGGAAGACAAGGAGGAGGAGGAAGAGGAGGUGCACAGAAAUGGAGCAGAUAUCUUCGGUGCCGGUAUGGGAAUAUUCGACACUAGUGGUUUUGAAGAGGAAAAAACUGAAGCACACGCAGACGACAAAGCUCUUGAACCGGUAACCGAAGACGCCAUUGUUCCAGCUGUGCAACAAAAUGCUGAAUCGGAGGGUGUGUUCGGUGUAAACACUGAGGGACCUACCAGCGGCGAAGCUAGCCCCAUUUUAACCGCAAAUGUAUCCAACGAUUCAAAGGACGAUAGCAAUGCCACCUACUUUUUGCUGGGUGUGCUCGGUUUAAUUGUUGUCGGCUUGAUACUCUAUGUGGGCAUCAAGCGCUGCAAACACAACCAUAAUGCCGCGCACGAUGCGGAAAACCCACGCCAAACCGAAUUGCUCGACAUGGACAAGAAGAACUUAGGCAAACCAUUGCGCAACGGCAACGAACAUUCACCACUCAUUGGUGACCAAACCAAAUCGGAUCACGCGAAACCGAUUAAUGGCACCGGCCAGAAGAAACCCUACGACGCCAACGAUGUCAAAGACGGACCCAACCAACAACAGCCAUUGUUGAACGGCAAUAAUGGCACCGGCCCCGGUGAUCAUGUGACCAAAGAGAGCGCACCACCGGCCACAGAAGCAGCUGCACCACACGAUUAUCAUCCCAUCACACCACGUUACCCCACACCGAAGUCGCCACGUGCCUCCAAGUAUGCACAAUACCCACAAGCGGGUGCCGAGCACAAUAACAACAAUGACGAUAGUUAUCUGCCUUCGUCGCCGAAAUCAGGACGCUACUCUCCCGUCUAUUCACCAGAAACGGGACGUGUUAAAAUCAAACUAACCGAAACACCUCGUCCCAAAACGCCCAUGUUGGUGACACGCAGCAAAUCGAAUGCGGGCGAUAUCAUAACGACGCCUGUGUUGGCGACGAACGGCAUCGACAACAGUCUUAGUGUACCCGGCGUGCAUGCGCCCACAACGACGCUGGUGAAUGGCCACUAAGCGGUGUGGCGUAAAGUGGUGCGGUGCGGUGCGGCGGUGCGAUGCAGCGCUAAGCAGUGAGGCGGAAGGUUAGGGAUUGAUGCAGUCAUACUGGGGCUAAAUACGAGUGCUGUGCCGUGUGCGUCUAAUCGGUGCUAACGAACUAGAAAUAAUAAAAUCAAUUUAAAAGAACAAAAUUUUUCAAAAAAUAAAAAACAAAGUGUAAAAUGUGAAACUAA